This is a messenger RNA of Emiliania huxleyi CCMP1516, 1030 nucleotides long. RefSeq lists its product as hypothetical. Gene Ontology annotation, cellular component: Golgi membrane. The coding region runs from base 233 to 1030 and encodes 265 amino acids. Gene Ontology annotation, molecular function: UDP-galactose transmembrane transporter activity. Lineage: Eukaryota; Haptophyta; Isochrysidales; Noelaerhabdaceae. The transcript is spliced from 10 exons. Gene Ontology annotation, biological process: pyrimidine nucleotide-sugar transmembrane transport. The record is from RefSeq and is a predicted model, not a curated record.
AUGAAGGCGUCCUACACAAACGUCGAGACGGAGGAGAAGGAGGAGCUGGAGGGAAACUUCCACGUCCUCGACAUGCUGGAGCCAACUCUGCUGUGCGGGCGGCGGUCUGCUCGGCAUCAGAGCUUGCAUCCUCGGGUCGGUGGUGGUGCAGAACACAGCUUACGCGCUGGUGCGGCGGUACUCGCGGGGCGCACUGCGCGAGACCUACUCCACCUCCUCGGUGCUCCUCGUGAUGGAGGUCGCCAAGAUGGCGCUCUCUGCGUUCCAGAUAGUCACCUCGGACGCGCCGUCGGACGUGCCGUCGGGCAGCGCGCUCUCAAAGUACGCCUACCUGAUCACGCACAGCCUCACCAUGCUCGUGCCCGCCGUCGUCUACCUCGCGAUGAACAUCCUCGGCUUCGUCAGCCUCAAGUACAUCGACGCGGCGACCUUCGCCAUCCUCGCGCAGAUGAAGGUCUUCACCACGGCAAUCUUCUCCGUCGUGCUGCUGCAGAGGAAGCUCCACCUGCGAAAGUGGCGCGCGCUGCUCACGCUGACGCUCGGCGUGGUGCUCAUCUCGCACGAGGCGAUGCCAAAGUCGGCCGCCGCCGGAGACAGCCGCGCCAAGCUCGCCUUCGCCGAGAUCGUCCGCUCCGUCGCACAUGGCAUGGCUGGUCGCUGCCUUUUGCUAAAAUCUAAGACGGAGACCUACUCCAUCUGGGACCGCAACUUCCAGCUCGCCUUCUGGCAGCCCUUCGCUGGCUGGACUCCGAUGGCCGCCGUCUGCGCCGCGGUGGGAGGCACCGGCGGCGUGCUGGUCGCGCUGAGCAUAAAGUACGCGGACUCGAUCAUGAAGACCAUCGCCACCACGGGCGCGCGCGAUGCCGCCGGGCUGCCCUCAGGGGCGGCGAGAGGGAGUGCCAUCGUCUUCACGACGAUCCUGAACGCCGCCUUCCUGGACGGCCCCUUCACGCUGCCCAUCGUCGCCGGCGCCGUGGUCGUGAUGGUGUCGGUCUGCAACUACAACGACCGGGGCGACCCCGAGAGCUAG